Molecule: messenger RNA, 1785 nt
Organism: Aspergillus puulaauensis
Lineage: Eukaryota; Fungi; Ascomycota; Eurotiomycetes; Eurotiales; Aspergillaceae
Product: inorganic phosphate transporter
Exons: 3
Coding region: 1-1785 (594 amino acids)
Biological process (GO): phosphate ion transmembrane transport
Cellular component (GO): membrane
Source: RefSeq, a predicted model, not a curated record
AUGGUGCUCAACGACUACACGUAUAUCUUUGCCAUCGGCACCAUUUUUGCUAUGCUUGAUGCAUACAACAACGGCGCCAAUGAUGUUGCAAACUCCUGGGCCACCAGUGUGUCCUCGCGCUCCAUCUCCUACCGGCAGGCCAUGGUAUUCGGCACCAUCUUCGAGUUUCUCGGUGCAGUGACGGUCGGUGCCCGUACUGCAGACACAAUCAAGAACGGCAUCAUCCCCCCAGAGGCCUUCAACGGCAACGCCGGUGUCCAGAUGCUGGCUUUUGCCUGUGCCCUGGCGGCGGCCUCGUCGUGGGUGAUGUGGUGUACCCGCCAUUCCACCCACGUCUCCUCUACAUACUCGCUCGUCUCUGCCAUCGCCGGCGUGGGCGUUGCCACUGCCGGUGCCUCGUCUGUACAAUGGGGAUGGAACGGAGGCAACGGUCUGGGUGCCAUCUUUGCUGGUCUUGGAAUGGCCCCGGCCAUCUCAGGCUGCUUCGGAGCCAUCAUCUUCCUGCUCAUCAAGCUGGUCGUGCUCAUCCGCAAGAACCCCGUCCCCUGGGCUGUCUGGACUUCGCCCUUCUGGUUCCUCAUUGCCGGAACUAUCUGCUGUCUCUCGAUUGUCUACAAGGGCUCUCCCAACCUGGGUCUCGACGACAAGCCCAAGGGUUGGAUCGUCGGCGUCACCCUUGGAACCGGUGGUGCCGUCUGCCUACUGGCGGCCCUCUUCUUCGUGCCCUUCGCCCACGCCCGCAUCCUCAAGAAGGACCACACCGUCAAGUGGUGGAUGUUCGUCUACGGCCCUCUCCUCUUCAGCCGCCCAGCCCCUGAAAACGCUGAAGUCGCCGCCGUCCCCGACUACGCCGUCAUGCAGGACGACGAACUGCCCGGCUCCCCUGAAACCCUGACCGAAGAACAACUCCCCAAGGCCGCCCAGGACAGCGAGAAGGUCGUCUCCGCCGAAGCCUCCGAAGCCCAGGUCGACUACAAGGAACUCAUGGCCCGCGGCGAGGCCCGCUUCCAUGCCAAACUGCGUCGCGGCCGCGGACCUCUCGCCUGGGCCAUGCGAACCCUCCACGACAACCCCAUGGGCUCCGGCGAGAUCUACGAGCUGCACAACAUCAAGCGCCUCCUCAAGCGCCUCCCGGCCAUGGUCACCGUUGGUCUUCUCUACGGUCUGCACUACGACAUCCACGCUGCCCAGUCUGGUGUGCACGGAACCCCUGAGGGAGCCCGUAUGGAGCGCGUCUACUCCCACGCUAAGAAGUACCCUAACGAGGUUGAACACACUUACUCCUUCGUCCAAGUUCUCACAGCCUGCACUGCCUCGUUUGCCCACGGUGCUAACGAUAUCGGAAACUCCGUUGGCCCUUGGGCUGUCCUCUACUCCGCCUGGACGACCGGCCAGGCCAGCGAGUCCAAGGCAGAGGUUCCUAUCUGGCAGCUUGCUGUCCUUGCUAUCAUGAUUUCCAUCGGUCUGGUUACCUACGGUUACAACAUCAUGAAGGUCAUGGGCAACAAAAUCACCUACCACUCCCCCAGCAGAGGCUGCUCGAUGGAACUCGGCGCCGCCAUCACCGUGCUCGUCUUCUCGCAGUAUAAGCUGCCCGUGUCCACGUCCAUGUGCAUCACCGGCGCUACUAUCGGCGUCGGUCUCUGCAACGGUACCGUCCGUGCGGUUAACUGGCAGCGUGUCGGCCUCCUUGGUCUGGGUUGGAUCAUGACCAUCCCGAUUGCGGGCACUCUUGCGGGUUGUCUCAUGGGGUUGCUUCUGAAUGCGCCUCACUUUGGUUCUUAA